Dictyostelium discoideum AX4 is the source of this 369-nucleotide messenger RNA. RefSeq lists its product as hypothetical. NCBI's taxonomy places the organism in Eukaryota, Evosea, Eumycetozoa, Dictyosteliales, Dictyosteliaceae. The transcript has 3 exons. The record is from RefSeq and is a predicted model, not a curated record. Bases 1 to 369 code for a protein of 122 amino acids.
AUGGAUUGCAUAAUUUGGUUCACAGACCUCUAUAGCUUACGAGUAUUUAGUUUUAAUGUAGAUGGCAUUGAUUGCUAUUCAAUAGUUCUCAAAACUUUCAAAAUAGUGGUAAGAAAUGAAGGUGUCAUGAAUAAUACUGAAGUUCAAUUUGAAUAUCCAAAACGUGGUGUUGUUGAAGAAGUUGAAGAAGAUAUCAAAGAAAGAUCUGUUUGUAACGAUUGUGGUAAUUCCGUUUGUGAUAUUAAAUUGCACGUCAAAAUAAUUGUAAACCAUUCAAAUGUGAAGGAUCUGAUUUGGAGAGUCAUACUGAAUCUGAAUGCUCAUGGUUGGAUAAUGGUAAAAUCUGUGGUAUUGAUUACCUCAAAAUGA